Molecule: messenger RNA, 1077 nt
Organism: Bactrocera oleae (olive fruit fly)
Lineage: Eukaryota; Metazoa; Arthropoda; Insecta; Diptera; Tephritidae
Source: RefSeq, a predicted model, not a curated record
AUGAUCGUGAGACCUAUUGUUACUUAUGGAGCGGUGGUUUGGGCAUCGAAAGCAAAGCAGACUUCGAUAGGCCUUCAGCUAUCGAAGCUGCAGAGACUUGCCUGCGUCUGCGCCACUGGGGCAAUGCGCACCUGCCCCACCGCAGCACUUGAGGUCAUGCUAGAGCUCACACCACUCCAUUUGGUUAUCAAUCAGACUGCGAAGCAUACCAUGCUGCUUAUGACAGCAGAGGGGUAUGGUAAAGGGAAGUUAAUCUCGUCUCAACAAAUGAGGGCCUUAGAAGAUAACACGCCACUGGCCCUCCUUCCAAGAGACGGUAUAACGAAGAGAGUAAACUUUACGAAAAAGUUUAAAGUUACUCUCGGCAGUAAGGCGAACUGGAGCGAUUCCACACUUGACCAACUGCUGAGAGGUAGCACUAUUCAGUGGUACACUGACGGCUCGAAAACACCAGAAGGAAUUGGCGCUGGCAUUGCGGGACCGCACACCAAGCUUUCCAUUCCCAUGGGCAGUUUUCCAAGCAUUUUUCAGGCAGAAGUAUUUGCCAUAAGUCAGUGCGCAGUAAUAAAUCUCGAACGCAACUAUCGGAAUAAGAGUAUCGCAAUACUCAGCGAUAGCCAAGCGGCGCUAAAAGCGAUAUCGGCCUAUGAGAUACGAUCGCUAUUAGUGGAGGAGUGUAUAGGAAGGCUUAACCGCCUAGCAGCUUGCAACCGUAUACAUCUGAUCUGGGUGCCGGGGCAUAAAGGGGUAGCCGGCAACGAGCUGGCAGACGAACUUGCCCGCUCUGCUGCGACUACAAGAAUGAUGGGGCCAGAACCAUACAUUGCGGUAGGGCCCCAUACAAUAAAGGAACUGCUCCGCACGGAGGAGAGAUCGAGCAGAGACAGUCACUGGCAACAGACAGCAGGGAUGCGUCAGGCCAAACUGCUACUGGGAGGGUUCAACCUAGCCAGAACACAGGAACAAAAAGAACGGAAGCAAUAUAAUGGAGAAUAUUCGUAUUUCUUGGUGCGACGCCAAGCAGGCAAUAAAUUGGCAACGUUACUAGCGGCCAGUGUGCACAUAGAGGCAGAGUAG